Messenger RNA from Pseudophryne corroboree (corroboree frog), 5126 nucleotides. It is a transcript of the gene TGFBR3, whose product is annotated as transforming growth factor beta receptor 3. The coding region runs from base 244 to 2709 and encodes 821 amino acids. Gene Ontology annotation, biological process: regulation of transforming growth factor beta receptor signaling pathway; epithelial to mesenchymal transition; transforming growth factor beta receptor signaling pathway. Lineage: Eukaryota; Metazoa; Chordata; Amphibia; Anura; Myobatrachidae. Gene Ontology annotation, cellular component: cell surface. The record is from RefSeq and is a predicted model, not a curated record. Gene Ontology annotation, molecular function: transforming growth factor beta receptor activity; transforming growth factor beta binding; type II transforming growth factor beta receptor binding. The transcript has 17 exons.
CGCGCCCCCGGGAAGGACUAGACUGCGCCCCCUCUUUUCCUCUUCCAAGCUCGGAGUGCCCUAGUGCUGGAGAUGCAUGAAACUUCAGCCCAGUGGGAACUAACAGCGGGCACUAGCUCGUCAGGGGCUCCCUGAGAUCUCCGGGCUGUAGAAGGAUUCGGGUAUAUAAGCAGAUAACAGUGAAACAGCAAAGUCGGGGAAUUUACAGUAUCAGUGUACUCCAGAGUAUCCUGCAAGGACAACAUGGUCAGGCAGUGGUUUUUGGCUUCAUGCCUCCUCCUCCACCUCUUGCCCUCAUCAUCUGCAGGUCCCAUCCCUAAAGCUGAAUGCCUGCUGUCAAAUGUUACUGAAUCAUACCCUGUGCAAGCAUUGCUGGAAAGCUACGCUAUUUUAUCUGGCUGUGCAAGCAACGGAACAAUAAGUCAUCCCCAAGAGGUGCAUAUCAUAAAUCUGAAAUGUGUAGAGAAGGAACCAUGUCAGAGUACUGCAGAGGUCACAUUGCAUUUGACCCCAAUCUCAACAAUUUUAGUUCAUCACAAACCUCUGGUGUUCAUCCUAAACUCCCCGCGCCCCGUGACGUGGGAGCUGAAGACUAACAGACUUGCAGCAGGCGUUAGAAGAUUUUACUUUGUAUCCCAAGGAUCUUCAGUUAAGUAUGAUACAGAAAGCUCUCCACCAUCACAGUCACAAGAAAUACUCCCUUCUGGUAAUGAGCACCUGUUGCAGUGGUCCAUGAAUAAGUAUGGAGCUGUCACAUCUUUUACCGAAGUCAAAAUGACCAAAAAUAUUCACAUUAAAGUGGGAGAAGACAAGAAUUUUCCUGCAACAUGCAGAAUAGAAAAGAAAUUCCUGUCUCUGAAUUAUCUUGCUCGCUAUGUGCACCAGCAGCCUGCUAUGGGCUGCAUUCUAGGGUCCAGAGAAGAGAGAGAUGUUUACAUCAUUGAGCUUGGUUCUCCAAGUUCCAAGCUUUCCAGUUCAUUCCAGGUUGACAUCGUCAUUGACAUCAGUCCACGGCAUCCCGAUGUCCAACUUGUCAAGAACCUUGUACUUAUUCUUAAGUGUACAGAAGCCGUCAACUGGGUUAUUAGGAAUCACAAUAUUGGAGGCAAAUUAGAAGUCCUGUCACCAAACAGCAUAAGCUUUGGAAAAGGGACUGAAAUGUUCCUGAUCAUAGAUAAAUUAGUGGUCGAAAACAUUCCCUCCACACAGGAGAGCUUACUCAAGUGGGCCUCUGUUGAGAAUUACACGGUGACAUCCUACACUUACGUGCCAGUGGCAAACAAGUUCCACAUUAAACUUGAUGACAUAGAGAUGAACGACGAAGAGAACCAUACUCCUCCCCCUGAACUGCUUGAUUUGCUUCGCAUUGGUAACCCAAAUGUGAUGUUACCUAUCGAUAGAGGAAGGGAAAAGUUUGGACUAAUAACAGAAGACAUUAUACCUAUGAUACUGCAAGACAACAGCAAUGAUAAGCCCGAGGAAGUGCAGGGAAAUAUUAAUGUGGCCUUGUCUGUGAAGUGUGAUGAGAACAAGAUGGUGGCAGCAAUUGAAAAGAGCAGUUUGGAGGCCAAUGAAUACGUAGGGACAGAGCUAUCUCUACUUGACCCAACUUGCAGAGCAAGAGAAAAUGCCACUCACUUUAUCUUAGAGUCUUCUCUGACGGAAUGUGGAACACAGCACAGAAUUGAUGACUUAAGCAUUAUUUACUACAAUACUAUUGUUAUACAGCUAUCACCACCCACUGAGGGAAGUGGCUGGCCUAGCGAUUACGAGGAUUUGGAAUCUGGAGAUAGCGGUUUUCCAGGAGACGCAGAUGAAACUGAAAUAGGUCUUCCCUACUUGAACCGGCCUGAAAUUGUGGUGUUUAACUGCACAGUGCCACAAGAUACUGUACCUGCCUUUGGCCUUCAUCCCUACGCCACAAUAGACAAUGUUACGUUUAACAUGGAGCUGCAUAAAACAGAUCUGUUCAAUACUCUUUCUCAGAACCUCUUCUCUGUGGCUGAAAACGGGCAGGUCUAUGUGGAGGUCUCUUUAACCAAAGCAGUGAAGGAAUUAAGCUUUGCCAUCCAAACCUGUUUCGUUUCUCAUUCUUCCAAUCCCGAUAUCCUAACCCAGUACACAAUUAUAGAGAACAUCUGUCCGAAAGAUGAAUCUGUCAAAUUUUACAACGUGAAAAGAAUGAAUGAGCUUCAGGAACAAACUGAGAAAAAGCGGUUCAGCUUCAUGUUUAGAUACAUGUUUAACACUUCUCUACUUUUCCUACACUGCGAGCUGACCCUGUGCACAAAUAAGGAAGGAGGAGGAAUGGAGAAUCUGCCGAAGUGCAUUGAACUUGAUGAAGCCUGCACUUCCCUUACCACCAGUAUGAUACUUUCUAUGAUGCAGAACAAGAAGACAGUCACAAGACCAUUGGCAGUGAUCACGUUAGAGAACCCCGCAGAUAACUCCAAAAAUCAGAACAGUCCAAGUAUACCCGAACCUGUUUUCUACGGUCUGGACACACCGACGGUGGUCGGAAUUGCAUUUGCAGCUUUCAUAAUUGGUGCACUGUUAACGGCAGCAUUGUGGUACAUCUAUUCUCACACAGGUGAUACAGCAGGAAGACAGCAGGUCCCCACAUCCCCACCGGCCUCCGAAAACAGCAGUGCAGCUCACAGCAUUGGCAGUACACAAAGCACCCCCUGUUCUAGCAACAGUAAUGCCUGACCCAAGAAAACAGCACAGGAAGACUGAAGAUCAGCUCCAGGGGCAGAGGUUCAAAGUCACUGUUGACAUUAGCUCUCCAUGGUUGGAAGGAAUCAUAUGAGUUCUUUCUGAAAGGAAAAAGAGAUCUCAGUGUAAAAUCUGCCUGUUUUUUUUUUUACUUACUGGAUGAAUGCAGUCUUUGGGUCAGUCCAGAGAACGUCAUGCCAAAAAAAGUGGUAAUACUACUAAUUAUGCAGUGUGCAAUCCUGCAACAUGAGUUUCCUUGGCUGUCAAUGUGAAAUGUGUGCCAGUUUUGAAAAUGCUGCUUACAUCCCAUUUAACCUGUAUUAAGGUGCCAUGGUUUUGUCUAUAAAAGCAAAGAAAAUUUUAUAUAUACAUAUACUAUGUAUAUUUUAACAUUGAUUGAGGUACCAUGACAGCUUUAAUGCAGUGUAAAAUAUUUAGCCACUAUAAAGCAGCUGUGUGUUGAAUGUUAGUGUUUGCUGAAGUGUGUGUUUGUGUAUAGUAGUAUUGUACAGUCUGAUCAGCCUUCUCAGUGUGAUGGACCAAUGUCAUCGCACCUCUCAACUUCUAUAUUACUUUUAAUAUAAACAACACGUUACGUCUUAAUCCCAGCAUAAAGACAGUACUGCAUAGGUGUGGCUUUGUCCAAAUAGUUUGCCUGCUGCACUUGGUGUCUGUUGUUGAGGAAUGCUGUCCAAUUUUUCUCUUUCAUUGUAGAGAAUAAUCAAAAGAGUAGAGAAGAGUUUAUUUCUGUUUUGUUGUUGUCGUUGUUUCGUUUUUUUUAUAACUUUUUUUGUUAUUUGAUUUUGGGCACUUUUUGUCUUUUAUUGUUUUAGGGUGAUUGUAGUAAGUUGCAGAGCAAUUUCAAGCAGUCCGCAUUUGCAAUAAACAGACGUUAAAUGAUGAUAGGUAUUAAACCUGCCCGUAGCAAGGAUGCAGUUGAAUGUAUGUAAAUAUAAAAUAUCCUGGAACAUUAGAGAAAUAAUAAUCACAAUUAACAACAUUAUUUUCGUACUUUUUAUGAAAAAAAUCGGUCUUUGCCAAUUAACUCUUUGCAAAUUGUAUGCUAAAUUCCUAAUACUUACUUUCUCCACUAACUAGACCAUAACCUGCUUACAUAGUAACUGUGGUUCAUUAAUAACACAAAUAUAAAAAAGUGAUCAUACAGUAUAUGCAGUAAAUGAUCGUACAGUAUAUGUAAUAUCUCAAAAACAGUAUAUAAGUCUAGCAGGAAAUGUAAACCAACAAGAAUUUACAGUACAAAAAAAUACAUAAAAUAUCCACUGCAAGAGUAAAUCAUAGAUUAGGUGAUUCUAGUGAUUUCUGGUGUAGGAAAGUAUUCUAUAUUAUUCAGUCUCCAUGUGCAGAGUGAUCAUAUAAUGAUGGGACAUCAUCAGUUAUCUAGCUGUUGGUGAAUUAUAGUUUCCAUUGGCUGGCAGACUGGGCAUCAUGUAGUUUGCCAACAGCUGGAAUGUAGAGGGAUAUGAAACUCCAAUUUGGAGCAAGUUCUAGAUCCCACAUGCGACCAGGAGAUAGUUGGCAGGUAUGCAUCUAUGGCACUUGCUGAACUAUGUGACAAACCCUACAGUCUCCAUUAUACACUUCUGGUUUACUAACAUGUAGACAGGAGGAAUAUGGCCUUUCCAAACUACAUGCCCUUGGUCUGUUUGGCAUGUAGGCAGAUAAUUAUAUGUCCACUUUAUUUUCUACUUCAAAGUAUCUCUUUUCCAAUCUACCAUGUCUCCAACCUGAUCACCAAGUCCUGAAAGUUUAUAGGGUCUGUGUUUGACAUUUGAGAUAUUAACAGAACAAGCAUCACUUAUAGUGGGGAGAUGCAUUAAGCUAUUCUCUGGAUAUAAUUGGCUUUGUAGUAUGCACUAUAUUGAAGCUAUGUAAUUUUCUGCCCAGUAAAUAUAGACAACUCUUCCUGAUAAUACAAAUACAUGACCAAAAGGGACAGAAGGUAGUAAUUAAUAGACGCUGCAACAUCCAUGGAAGCCAGUAAACUCGUUCAGUUGAGGACACAGUCAUGUGCAUGUUUAUUCCCAUUCUAUCCUUAGUAACUACAACAGUUAAUGCUCCUGGUAGAAAUAUAAUAGUGUAUUACACUACCACACAUACAAAUACUAUUAAUAGUUUGCAUUACUUGCUGGCUCUCAACAUCAUUUGCUAAAAAUGUAUUUUGAAAAUGAUCAGUGCCAAUAACACAACUACUAUAGUAUUAUGGUGUGCCAUCUCCAAGGUAGUAUACUACUAGAUUAUAUCUGGAGGUCAAUGAGAGGGAACUCUGAGGUUCCUCCACCUUAGUGAUAAUACAACUCUCAGCAUGUCCAGUUAGACUUGCAGCACCUCAUCAGCUGCCUUCAGACUGCCUUCCUCUGCAGUAGGUGAUCGGGAAUGGACUGGGGGGGGGG